Molecule: messenger RNA, 2284 nt
Organism: Amyelois transitella
Lineage: Eukaryota; Metazoa; Arthropoda; Insecta; Lepidoptera; Pyralidae
Exons: 3
Coding region: 167-592 (141 amino acids)
Source: RefSeq, a predicted model, not a curated record
UCGGAGAUAAUUUAUCACUAUCUUAUCACAAGAUGAAAUUAUGGUAAAUAAUAGGUGGCAGUUACAGUGCAGUGCGUGUUUAGUCGUGCGGGCGGAGGCUGCAUUGUUAAAUUGCAAACAACCUUAUCGGAAAAGCAAUAGUGAACACGCGUAAUGAAAUAACAAAAUGGCGAAAUAUCUGAAAUCCCUAUUUACCCCAAGCGAGAAGAAAUCUCGAACGAUUGUUUAUGAAGGGGAUUUGGAAGAUGGUGAACCCCCCAUGGAUAGCCGGCGGAAACUGUCUAUCUCCAGGUCUGGGAGGCUCAAACAGGCCAACAAGAAGAGGCAUUCCUUGAGCAAGGAUCUUUAUGGAGAGAACUACACACCAGCAGAAAGGCCAAAGACGAUGGAAUACCACGUGAACCAACCAGUUAAACCUGACAUCACAAUCGACAGUAAUCGAAGAUGGAGCGCCGACGCCAAAGUGGCGGAACCGACGGACGAAAAAUCUACUAAUUUAAACCCUACAGUAGUAGACAGAAGACCUAGUACUGAUGCUAGAGUAUUAGAAACAGAAAUAGAUAAUGCUUUCGAAGCCAUCGACAAAACAUAGCAAAUAUAGAUCGGCAAGUUUGUAGGUUUGCUUUCCUGAGGUAAGAUCAUUGAUUUUAGUCGUUUUAAUAAUUUACGACGGAAAAUUAAGUUACGGCCAAGUUUCGACUGUAAUUUAUCGACAGUCUAUUAGAACACUAAUUGCUUAGAAAUAACAUGCCUUCAACUAAGAUUGUUUGAAAAGUAAACCAUGAUUUAGACAAUAAACUUAACUCGGGAAAUCAUACGCGAGCAACUUGCCAUCCUGAAUUCAUUUCUCAUCUCUAACUCUUGUUAAGGCCAUGACCAUUUGUUAAGUUUAGUUGUUAUUAAUCAUUGAAUGAAAUAAGUGCUUCGAUAUAAUUGUAUUGAAAUGAAGUUGAAUAGAAAAGUAGCAAAAUUACACAUUGGAAAUUCCUCAUACUGGCUACACAAAGUGGGGCGGAAGCCGAUAAGAAAUUAUCUUUUUUAUUUAGCUUAUUUUGUAACAACUGACUUUAAACUUUCGCGUUGCUUCAUACUAUUCAAAAAUAAUACAAGUAUUAAACGCGCACCUUACCGGUUUUCAUUAACUCUGUGAUGAACAUUAUUCAAAACGUUCGACAUAAAAUAAUAGAACGAUACGUGCGCGUUAAUGCUAUUAUGUAGUAUUUUGUCACACUCCAGGUUUUUUUCUAGGUAUAGUUUCUUAUCGUUAUAAUGUAAAACAAUUACCUAGAGAGCUUAGAAUGUAACCGGGAAUAACAUAAUAUGUACCAAAUUUCAUCAAAAUAUGUCCAGUAGAUUUUUCGUGAAAGAGUAAAAUUUUCCGUGAAGGAGUAACAAACAUACUCUACUAAAUUUCUGGAAUACUUGUCAAUGUGACGUCGCAACUGGUCGCAAUGGUUGGGGCAGAAAACUGGAUGCGAUGCAAGACUCAAGUAUAAUAAGCCAUCUUUAUUAUGUGAUACUGUUUCCGUUUUACAGCUAGCCAUUAUCCACUAACUUCGUCAUUUUAGUCUCCGCAUAGUUAAGAUAGACAAGUAGCACGUGGGGACUAAAGUUAAUCAAGUAAAUUAUCAAAGUAAAAAAGUAAAUCAAUAAAGUAAGGGGUAAUCUUCGGAAAUACGGAACCGAUCAGGAAAAUUCUUUCUCAUCGUUCUUUGAAAAGAAAGAUUAUACACAACUCUAAUAAUACCCUAUAAUGCGUAUUAUAGGGUUGCGUUUCAAAUUUUAUCAAUAAGGAAAUCAGAGGUAUAACAAUGUCAAUUCAUUACUUUAUUUUAAUCUUGUAUAGAUUUUUAUCUCGAACUUCUGCAAAUGUGUGAAAAAUUAAAUUGGAUUUAAAUAUUUUUAUCGCGUCUAACACUAAAUAAUCUAUAUUGCAACCGCAAUAACAUCAUUAAUCAGUCAGAUAGUUAAUAUAAAUGCAUUGUUUAUCGACAAAUUAUCGGUUGUAAAAAGUAUGUUUCAGUCAGCUUCGCAAAAAAAAAUUGGACACAAAUUGAAGUGUAUAAAAGAGGAUAUUAUUUCCACUAUAUUGUUUUCUUUUAUUACCUAUAGCUAAACUACUUUUAUAACUCAUGAUUAUAUACAAUAGAAUCUAGGACGUGUCGGUUAAAAUUAAGGCUUCAUAAUGUUGUAAUUCAUUUUAUCAAUCAUGGCGACUCACUAAAUGUAAGCUAAUUAAUUGUUUUUUUGAUAACUCAAAAAUAUACAGACUGAUUAUGUUUAA